Molecule: messenger RNA, 4941 nt
Organism: Yarrowia lipolytica CLIB122
Lineage: Eukaryota; Fungi; Ascomycota; Dipodascomycetes; Dipodascales
Biological process (GO): meiotic chromosome separation; proteolysis
Cellular component (GO): mitotic spindle pole body; nucleus; cytoplasm
Molecular function (GO): protein binding; cysteine-type endopeptidase activity
Source: RefSeq, a predicted model, not a curated record
AUGACUGAAGUUGGAAACAUCGGCGUAACCAGUCCGUCGCUGGCUUCUCCGCGUAUCAUGCGGCCCGUGCGGUCGCAGGGCUCGUUGGAAAAAACGGUGUUCGCGACCAGUCCCGAGGCGACUCUGAGAGCUAUGGACGACGUGAUUGCUCGUCUUGGACCCGUCUCUGCGGCAGCAGGCAAGGAAAACCAGAGCCCCACCAAGCCGGGGAAGCUGUCCGUGUCCGAAUCGGAUCUGUACCUGACCGGGUGUGAGUGCUUGGAGGUACUGUGGGGGUUUGAGUCCAAGAAGGCCGUCAAGAGCUCUGAAAUCGACCGCAGACAGUUGCUGCUAAUCCAGAAACUCGUAUCGGGCUCGGAGAAGGAGAUUGGAUUUGCUCUGGAGCAGAUUGUGGUUAUUUUCAAGCGACUGUUGCGACGAAUCGCAGUGGACCACGAGGUGUUCAAAAUCGACACCCAGGACGCACAAUUGAGCAAACUGCUGCUCGUGGACGUGCCACCGCGCAAGACAGUCCCCGCAGUGGUCAACAUUAUCGUGUCGCUGCAUCUGGCUAUGCUCAAAGCUUUCGCCCGAUCCAGGGUUGAUGAAGGAAUUAUGGAACAACUGGUGGCUUCACUGAAACACCCUUGUGGACCUGUGGCGUGGACAGGAAAGACGGCAGCCACACACAAACAGGCCAAGCUAACGACACUCUCAAAACUAACAGCCGCUCUCUCUCGACAAUGCACGUCCAACAAACUCAACGCCAUGAAACUGCAACUGGUGUCCAUGGAAUGUUCGUCCGACAUGUCCCAGAUGGAUCUGUUGACCGACACAGUUCAGAAGAUGAUUGACGCCAAUGUCAGCGAGGAGGAGCGCAAUUCACUUAUUUCCGACCUGCUCAAGUACCUUGGAGGACUCGACAAUGAGCUAAUUUUCCCCGGGGGAGCUCCAGAACCCAAAGCUGUCGACACCAUUCCUUCUGUAUCGAUAGUGGAAGCUCUGACAAAUUCGGGCUCCUUUUCAGAAGAGUUCUCCCUGCCGACCUUACUGAGAGCAGUCAAAGCUACCGAUAACAAACAGAUGGCGUCUCAAGCGACUCUAACGGCUAUUGAGGUGUUCUUUAAAAACACACACAAAGGCAUGGGUGAAGGAGGGGUGACUAACGACCAUAUUCGAGCCAUGAGUUCGUUACUGCAACUGCUGACGACCGGCGUGCAGAAUCUCAAUAUCAAGAAACUGCUUCCUUCCCUGUGUGACUACUCAAGUGCUAUUUUGAAGACCACUCAUGAGUCUGCCAAAUGCGAGUACGUUCAGGACUGCUUCAUUGCGGUUGGUGAUAGUCUUGUUGAGCUGAAAGACACAGCCAAGAUGGUGCUUCUUUCCAACCUGGUAUUCAAUCUUGGUCUCAAGUCGAAAAGGAUUGAUACUCAGAUUUCCCUGCUUCAACUGGCGUCUACGUUACACAAGUCAGCAGGAAUUUCCGAACAGUAUCUGAUGAAGUGUUCCAAGUUGGCAACCUUGCUGUGUGAAAACAAGCGGUGGAGUGAAGCCCUAAACCACUGCUCAUCGGUUAUUUCUUCAUUGAAGGACCAGACGAUCCUCUCUGAAGACGCUAUCGUCAUCAAAUUCAUCAAACUUCUCGCAUACCCCUUGUUGAACAUGGAUGACCAGGUAUACACGUUUUCUGAGCAGUCAGGACGACCUAUGGUGCAAAUCAAGCUGAUCCAGAUGCUUGUUGGAGUCAUCAGUCAGAGUUCCAGACUUAAGGGAGGCGUCCUUCAGCAGCUGUUCAAGUUUCAAUGUGACGUUCUUGUCGGCGAUGAAAAAUGGCUAGAUUUGGCUCGUCUGCUGACCAGAAAUCUUGCCGAGGCCACCUCACUACAUGAAGUGUCCAUUGACGUGCUCAAGAGUCUUAUUGGUGUCAAAAUCGACCGUACUCCCAUUGUGGACUUUCACCUGGUUGCUUUAGAGACCAUUUAUCUCCACAACCCUAACUUGGAUCACCUGCUACAUCUUGCCGGCACAAUCAAGCCAACUCCUGAAGAUGCGGAAAUCAUUUCCAUUGUCGCAAAGUAUGCUGCUUGCCAGUCGUUGUUCUCGCUCGAGCUGAAAUUGCACAAACAUACCAGCGACAAAUUGGCCCUGGCUCAGUGCUACUUGAAUCUCGGAGACGUUCAACGGUGCAAAACGACCCUAAAAGAUGCCAACGGAGACUCAGACAUUUAUUUUCAACUUCUCACCCAGCAACUGCAUGCAUCAAAUUUGUUGCUUGAGGGGCAGUUCGAAUCCGCAGUCAAACGGCUCACAAAACACACCCAUCUUGUGUCUGCACAUCCCGUGCUGUCACGUGACCUGGCGUCUGGUAAGACUGACUCCGAGUCUCCUCAAGAGUACUGCAUUCGUCUUACUUGCCAGGUUCGAUAUUGGCUGGUUCAAUCUCGUCUUUCAUUCGAACAAUCUCACUUGGAACAUGCCACUGCUACAGCCAGAAAGGCUCUUUCCCUGUCUCAAGCCUACCUUAAGCGGUACAGUAAGAGCAACAGCAGCAUCUUGAAGUUUUCUCAGCUACCUGUCUAUGUUUGGGAAAUGUGUAGUCUGAGUCUUCAAUCUGCAAUUUACACAACCACCACUCUUUUGCAUUUGGGCCUGUGGAGGGAAGCCGAACAGGUUAUCACUCAAUCAAUUGGCCUACACGAGUCUGUGGGUCACUUAAUCCAACUCUCUGAGGCACAGUCCCUUCUUGGCUGGCUUCAGUUGAAGAAGGGUGACUAUUCAGCCAGUCAGAACACCUUGGCAGCUGCAUGUGCAUCACGUGAACAUGACACAAUCGACGACGUAUCACGGGCACUUCUGUACGCUCGAGUGGGUGCCUUUCACUACAAGACUGGCGAGCUGGAAGAUUCGUUUGCUCAGUACGAACGCUCCCUUCAGGUGAUCAACUCGAUGAGCGAUUCUUCAGGCCUUUCACGUGACAUGUCGCAGCUGCGUGUUGAGCGACGCAAGAAGCCCGCUGCUUCCUCCACAGCAGGUGUCUUACCCGGCUUGAGACGUCUUGUUGCUCAAGUGGAGCGUCUUAAGGUCGAAUUGGAGCUUGUUCGGGAUCAGAAAGCCGCUAAACCGACCUUUUCCGGUCUGGGUAAAUAUGACCAGUGUCUGGAUCAACUGGUUGAGUCUCGAAUCUCAUUGUUUUCAGCUAGGAAGCUGCUUUCUUCAGACGCAAUCUUCAUGGGUCUAGAGGAGUCUGCUAUCAGCAUUCCCUCUGCCUCCAUCUGCGAUAUUGCUCUACAUCCCAACAAUAAUGUCCAGGCGGCUCAUGGAAUGCUUUGCAGCGCAAAAAAGUCGCUUGGAGAGAGAGUUCAGGACUUGUUCGAGUCCUCCUCGCAGAUUGAGAUUAACGAAGCAUUGUUCUUACUGUCUUCGUUAGACGUUUUUGUGUCCGCUCUUGGCACUACCACACAUACGACUUCCUGGCUGGAUUUCAGAGGUAUUGCUACUGAUAAAAGACGGCGGGUGCUGAGUAGUUUGACCGUGAGUGAAUGGACCACGGCAACUAUGCCUUCCACUCCUUCUCACGUCGAUCUCAAUGCGAAAUCUCUUCUUUCCAAGCUCCCCGACAACUGGAAUGUCAUUUCCCUCGCCAUUUGCCCUACUUCUGGUGAUCUGAUUGUCUGCCAGUACGCCUGCAACCAGGAACCAUUCCUUCUUCGGCUUCCACUUCAUCGUCACAACUCCCGGGAUGUUGAUGAGCAUCCAUUUCUCUUCUCCGAUGGUCUGGAUGAGCUCAAGAGUAUUAUUUCCGAAAGUGAUACCAUGACGCGAACUGGGACUGCUUUCCCUGGAGGUUCUGAAGCUUGGUGGGCCAAGCGUCAUGAGCUCGAUGCUCGCCUCAAACAGCUUCUCCACGACGCAGAGUUCUGCUGGUUUGGAGGCUUCCUUGGUAUUCUUGGAGAAACUGUCGGUUCUGGCUGCGAGUCUUUCGCCAAGUCGUUCAACCGCAUUCUGACUAAGCAUCUGCCCUCCAGAAACGGUACAGGACGACGAAAGAAGGGAUUCAAGCCCGUGACAAUUGAUCCCCGAGUUCUGUCACUAUUUCUGGGUAUGGGUAAGGAUGAUAUUGCACCUGAGCUACUGGAGGAUCUCGUCUACUUUGUGCUUGACAUUCUGCAAUUCCACGGCGAGUACAACGCUUAUGACGAACUGGACACUGACCAGAUCUUUGUUGAGAUCGAAGAAGCCAUUGGUCUUCAUUUCAGCGACGACACCAAAAAUAAACACAAGUACACCCAUACAGUGCUUGUUUUGGACUCCGCCACUACACAAUUCCCCUGGGAGAACAUGUCGAGCCUCUGUGGACGCUCUGUUUCUCGUGUUUCGUCUCUCCAAGUACUCAGCCAGCUUUUGGACACCUCUGAGCCCACUGGCAAGCCCUAUUAUAUUCUUAAUCCUGGCGGAGAUCUUCCCAGGACGCAGGGUCGGUUUGAGGAUGCUCUUUCACUUUUCUCGGGGGUUGUCGGCAAGCAGCCUAGUGAAUCUGAGUGGGUGAAGGCUCUGGAAACUUCUUCCGUCAUGAUCUACAUGGGCCACGGAGGAGGAGACAAGUACAUCCGAAACUCUUCUAUCUCCAAGCUUGAGCGGUGCUGUCCCACAGUUCUUCUGGGCUGCUCUUCCGGUGUGAUACGUGACGCAGGCGAGUUUGAGCCCUGGGGUAUUCCUAUGGCCUACAUGUCUGCUGGAUGUCCCUCUCUGGUAGCCAACCUGUGGGAUGUGACAGACAAGGACAUUGACAAGUUUGGGCGGCAGUUUCUGACCCGGUGGGGAGUGUUUGAAGACGACUCACUUGAUGGUUCUAUGGACUGUUCCAUGGCUCUUUCGCAGUCUAGAAACGAGUGUCUGUUGCGCUACCUCAAUGGAGCGGCUCCUGUACUCUACGGCAUUCCCACCUUUUACAAUCAGCAUUAA